AAGAGAAAAACCUGGGACCAUCUGGAUAGAUUUUUUAAAAAAAUGUUUGACACCACCCUUCCUGAUUAAGAACAAAAACCAAAACCCCUCUCAGCCCUGCAGGAGUGGGGGGAACUUCCUCAUCUUAGGGGGGCUGGGUUCCCUGGGGGCCGGGGCCUGAGGGAGGGGUGGGAUUUCCCAGCAGAGCUGCCGGUGGGGCCGGGGUCCCGCAGGGCUUCCAGAAACUCCCGCACAUAACAAGUUAGGGACCGCAUUACUGCUCACUCGGGGACUUUGUAGGACAAACUCCAGCCCCAAACUUUCACGAGGGCCCUGUAAGGAGACUCCUCGGAACCUCGGCCCGGCUGCACCCACCAGCCCGAAACCGCCAUGGGGCCCUUCCCCAGUGCUGGCCAAGCCCCCUCCUCGCUGAGUGCGCCCCCGCCCAGGCCCAGGCCCAGGCCCGCAGAGCACUGGGCAUCCUCUCGCCAGCAGGUUUCUGGGGGCCCGUACCCGACAUUUCCGGGAAGUGCUGGCGUGGAAACGUCACCUCUGAUGUGAGAUGACACUGGGGAGGGUUGGGGCUGAGGCGGCAGCCUCGGCAAAACGCCCCCCAUGCGCUGGGAACCACCGCGUCCACUGCUUCGGAAAACCACCCAGGCCGUGGCGGCUGCUCCUGGGCAGGUGGAGCGGUGUCGCCCUGCGACGCAGACGCACGCGCAGCAGGCCGGGCACCCGGGGAGCCGCUUCGCAGACUGCAGAGCGGGUGCUGCCUGGCAGGCGGAAAUCGGGGCUCUCAGGCGCCCCACACGCCACAGGUCCGGGGUUGCUCCUGAUCGCACCGGCCCCCGAGCGAUCACAUUCCCAGGCACAACUCGGCUCCCGGGUGUCUCUGCCGCUGCUGCCAGAGCCACUGUCCUGAAACCCUGCUGCUGGCAGCAGCCUUCUCGUCCUGGGCGCUCACACCCGAGUUUCUGGUGGGUGGACACAGGGUGUCUCCAGACCUGGAGACACAUCAGCUGGGGCCAGAGGCCCCAGGGGCAUCCUGGACUCAGACCUCCGGCUUCCCACGAGAGAAGCUCAGCAACUGCUGUCGUCCAGAAGAGAAGGCACAGGCGGCUCUCCCUGGGGACACAACACCCUUGCUUGGGGGACAGCCCCCACCCCUUUCAAGACUGGUGCUCUGUGUCCGCUGAGCACGCAGGGUAUUCACACUGGGGACACAUGUCCUGAGACAGCACCACGACAGAAGGAGGACCUGCAGGACUCGGCCAGGUGGCCCACACUUGCAGCUCCUCGCCCUGACCAGCACCUGGCUGGUGCCCACACGACCUCAGGGAUGCCGACAGGAUGCACAGCUGUCACGAGCACACAUCCGACUUGACCCACUGAGAGAUGGUGACUUCUGCAAAGCACGCAGUAGCAGUGUUUGUUUUGUUCUGUCCAGCGUGGCUCAGUGGCAGAGCCUGAGGCCACACACACACGCAUUCCGCCUGCCUCAGCGUUGGCACGAAGCCAGCCCAGGGUGCUGGUCCUCUCACCUAGACCUGGCGGCCUUUGGGGCCGAGUGGGGAGCGCCCAGGGGUCCAUGAGGUGGAGUUCCCGCGGGAAGAGGAACCGGUCCCAUCAGCUCCACCAGCGGAAAGGAACCAAGGUCACACCUGCCUGCCCACACUCACAGGAAGUGGGUAAGUGCGUGCAGGGAGUCCUGCAGAGUGCGUGUGAGUCCAUGCACCGCGUGGAUGUCCUUCCUGGCCCAGGCCAAGGCCACAGAUCUCUCUGCUCCGAUUCCCCAGCCCACGCACUGCUCUCAAAGCAGCGGCCCUUGGGGAAAACCGGCUCCACCCAACGGCACAGAGCAGCCCUGGUGACCUUUCCUGCCAGCUGUGCUCCGUGGGUCAACCACUAGGGAAGGUAGAACCGUGCGGGGCACGGAACGGGCAGCGGCCGGCCUCGCUCUUUUCUCCCAGAAGCUCCCUGGCACACACCCGCCCCUCGGGGCCAGCUUUGCACGCCCUAAAGGUGUUUGCCGGGAAAUCCUGUUUAACCCUGACCCCACAAAGGCUCGACAUCACCCCAAGAGUAGUAGCCCUGGGCUGCGAGACAGCCCGGGAACAAAGUUCCUUCCGCAACCUCCCAUCAGGAGUUGCCCGCAGGGAAAACCCCGCCCGGCCGCCGCGCGGACCGCGCUGGCGCGCGGCCCGGCGUCGGGGCGUCGGGGCCGGAGCGGGCAGGUCUGCGCUCUGCAGGAGGCGUCGUUAGCAGACGUCGGGCGUCACGGAGGCGCUCGGCUGGAAAGCAGGUCCGUCUGCGGGCUCUGCGGUACCCCCAGGCGGCGGCGUCUCCAGCCACGUGAGCGGCACCGUGGGUCCCACUUGCCGUCACUUUCUCGAGUCCCGUCAAGGGGCAGAGGCGCCCAGGGCCGCGUAGGCCAGAGGCCGGAGCUCUCCAUCCCCACUCAAGACCACAGACAGACACCACCAACGCCGUCGCCCCGCGGGCGGACCUGCUGUCAGCAUUUCGCAGCAGCCUCCACUAAGCGAGAGACGGGCCGAGACAAAAGAUCCGGGGCUUCCUCUCGCAAGGAGCGCCGCGCGGACAGCAGGGGGACCAGAACCAACAGCCCGGUUUGUCUGGGCGGACACAGCGCGGCCCAGAACGCGGCUUUCCGGCGCCUCUAUUGGCCUGUUGCAGCCAACCUUUCCGGUCUCCUAGCAACUCCCAAGAUGGCCUGCGCGCGAGGGAUCCUGGGCAGUGUCGUCCCUUCCCUAACUCCGUAGUCCACUCCAGGGCCGGGAGCCUGGGACCGAGGAGUCCUAGACUACACUUCCCAGAUCGCUCCGCGCGCGCCUUCUACGGCCUCGCGAGCACCCUGUGCCGGAACCCACCUGGCGAGAGUUAGCUCUCGCACGGACCGCCGGGAUGUGUAGUUUUGGUCUGGGAGUCUCGCGCCCUAGAACCUGGGCUGCGGCAGCGGAGAGACUACAAGUCCCAGGGGUUACGGCGCGACCGCCUGGAGGGCGGGGGGUACGAAAGAGGAACCCAAAGGGCGCGGGGACCCCGACUCCGGGACAUGGCGCUCCAGCGUGCCGUCCUCCUGGCCGGCCUCCUGGCGGAAGUCGCCGGCAAGUCCUCAGAGAGCGUGGGCCAGCAGCCCGAGUGUUGUGUGGACGUGGUGGACUCCAACACCACCUGCCCGGGCACGAGCCUGUGCGGCCCAGGCUGUUUCCGGCGCCGGAACGAGGACGGGAGUGCCAGCUGCGUCCGGUGCCACGGCGGGCCCCACAACGGCUCCGAGUGCAGAAGCCGGGGCCCUCAGGUGGCAGCCUCUCUCUUCCUGGGGACCUUCUUCCUCAGUUCCAGCCUCAUCCUCUCGGUGGCUGGCUUCUUCUACCUCAAGCGCGCCAGCAAACUGCCCAGGCUCUGCUACGGAAGGAACAAAGCCCCGGCCCUGCAGCCUGGCGAAGCCGCCGCGAUGAUCCCCCCACCACAGUCCUCAGUGCGGAAGCCACGCUACGUCAGGCGGGAGAGGCCCUCGGACAGGGGCGCGGGCCCCGCCGCUGUCUCCUUGGUGGAGGCCCGGGUCAGCAACGUCUGACCCCGAGGCUCACCCGCAGCUCUGCACGCCGCCGAGGAGGAGGCCCCGACCACACGGCCGGGCUCUGUCCCGGGAGGCUUCCGGACAGUCCUGGACUUGCCCCGGCCCAGCCCUCGUCUCCCAGCAAUGGGCGCUGCCGAGCGGGAACCGGGGGCUCCUGAAGAGGCUGCGCUGCCGAGCCAGGCCGCGAGGGAGGCCACGAGGGCCGCGGCCCCGGGACGGACAGCCCAGCGGGCAGACACCUGUCCAAGGGCAGUGAGGCAGAGGCCUUGGGGCGUCCCAGCCGGUGCCCGGACUGGGGUGGAGGACAGGGGCUCAGCACCAGCCCUGGAGGCCGAGACCCCCGAGCCUGUGAGCCCUCGUUUCCAGGAGCCGCGGGAGCGAGUCGCCGGGGUCCUGGGGGUUUCUGUCUGUGAGCGAGGUGCGUUUGUGGAAGCGCCUGGGCCCGACGCACGGCGGGCUUUGCCCACCCAGGACGGCACUGCCUGCAGCUGCAGGGACCACGGCUCCCGCGGAAGGCGUGUUUGGGGCCGUCCUUCCCAGACCCUCAGCCGAGGUCCGCACUCGCGCCCUCGGAGUCUGGUCCAGGUCCGAGGAGCCCGAGACGGGGCUCGCGCAGUCGGCCGCCCGCGCCCUCCGUGUGGCGGCGCCGGCUCCAGUGCGCACACGCGUGUGCGUCCUCCCGUCCGGCGGCAGAGAGGGCAGGCGCCCUGACACCGCGUCCAAUAAACUCCUGGGCUUCCCCUUCCUGU
Messenger RNA from Phyllostomus hastatus (greater spear-nosed bat), 4329 nucleotides. RefSeq names its product chromosome unknown C1orf159 homolog (gene CUNH1orf159). The transcript has 8 exons. The coding region runs from base 2902 to 3738 and encodes 278 amino acids. The record is from RefSeq and is a predicted model, not a curated record. NCBI's taxonomy places the organism in Eukaryota, Metazoa, Chordata, Mammalia, Chiroptera, Phyllostomidae.